AGGUUUGAAAAGUACCGCGACCAUCGAUAACACGAAAAUAUCGCGCUCACACAACUCACGCUCGCUCGCCUCGCUCACUGCCAUGAAUAUCUAUCUAAACGGACAAAAUAAAAGAGAUGGAAAAGCGAGCCGAACGGCCGCACGUUGUCGGCUUCAUUCGGUUUCACAACGUCUCCGGCUGUAUCACAUCUGAAUCGCAGCACAGUACGGUGAGCUCCGUUGUGUGUUUGUGUGCGCGCAUGGAGAAAAUUUUAUAAAUAUAAGAAGCGAGGAAAAGCCGAAAGUCUGAUCCAUUUGCUGUUCAGCUAUUGUGUGAAAUGCUUGUGUUUAUCCAAUUUGGAGCGUAGACCAGAGAUACGUGAAACGAAAUCUUGCUGUAACGAGUUUUUAUAUUGUGAGCGAAAGAAGUGUAUGUGAUUUUGUUGAACGAUCAACAACGAUUGAAUCAUCCAAGGAAAUUAGUAUCAAACACAUCGUUACGGAGUUCAGACGGCUUUACUUUGCCAACAAGCUAAAACAUUUUUCUUCGGAGAAAUAAAUAAAUCAAAUUUGAUAACAAACUUCCGGGAAAUUGAUUGAAUUUGAAGAGCCUGAAAAUACAAUAGCCCAAAGUGAAUCGAGAUCAACGCAAUUCUUCCGUAAAAAAUAUAAAUUGCUUUUUUUCUCGCAAAAUUCGCAAAACAAAACCGUUAGAUAGAUGAUAAAAUCAGAGCUACAGUUUAAAAAUAGACUAGCAGAGACACUUUUGUUCUAUCGUUUGUGGCAAAUUUUCCAUUUCUUGCGAUGAUUGAAGUGGACAGUGUAACGCAUACAAUUUAAAGCAGUCAACGAUUCAAAAAAUUUCAAUAUUUUCGGGCAAAUAAAUCAAAUCAAAAGUCUUUAAAAUGUAAACUAAUCGCUUUGAACAUUUAAAAAAAAAAUUAAAACAAAACGUAACAACAACAACAGUUUGAGGAAAAAAACAGAAACAAAAAGGAAACUGACAGAGCUUGGUAAAUGUGAAACGCAAUUUUUGAAUAAUUCACACGAGUCACAACGAACGAAUGAGAAUAAACGGGUCUUUAACCGCAGGUGGAAAUCGAGGUAAAGAUUGACGACAAACCAAAAAUUAACAACAGAAUUUAACGCAAAAACACUGAAUAAACACAUCAUAAUUUUUGUUUACAAAAUCGAUCACGAAUAGUCGAUCAGGCCCAUUGUUAUUGUUGCGCGUGGUUGAAAUUCAAGAUUAAGAAAGAAAAAAAUAACACAGUGUGUUGUGUAUAAAUUGAAAUUUGAAAAGAGACGUAAACAAAAAUUCAGUUGAUAUCCCUGAUUGAGCUAUUUUUAGCAUCACAAUUAUUAUAUUCUGUUGAACAAAACAAUUUAAGCUCAGCAAAAGACAGAUAGUUGAUUAACUGUAAAGCAGCACGAAAACAACAAACAUCUUUUUUUUUAAAGCAGUGAAAACUAAAUAUCUUAAAGAAAAGAGAGAAAUUUUUUCAGUUGAAAAACGAAUUAUCUCCAUUCAUCACUCAGCUCGUCAACUGAACUUUGAGCCAACAAACGCACACGUGUUCAACAGACGACACAUUGAUUGAAAAUAAAUUUGAGUGAGACUGCACAGUUGAUUGCACAGUUGUUGUUAUUUUUUUUUGCCGUACGCAUCGCGCCCAUAAUCAGUUUACAGAAGACAACGCCAAGGGAUAUUGACAGAGGAAAAUUGAAGCAUUUUCCGAACAAGAAGACAGAUUCGAGCGAAUGAAACGAACCAAUUGAAACGAUCAACUUAAUUAAAUUCAGUCGAUAGAGACAGAGAGAGAAAUCGUUCAACCUGAAUUCCAUGUACUACAUCUUGAGACGAAUACCCUUUUUAGAAAGUAAACGUCAAUUCAGAAAUAUGAAGCUCUCGGAAAGUAAAUCGGAUACACCAAAUCUCACCGUUCAUCGAAACAGUGUGAAACCGGGCGCAAAUGAAGGCAGCGUUCUGCAUCGCAUACCCGAUUUGGAUUUGCCAAUCAUGGAAAUUGAAAGUGAAUAUAAUGUGGAGCGUAUGAUAGCCGAAGGUUGUUUUGCACGCAUUUUAUUGGUCAAUCAUCGGCCGACCAAUACACAGGUCGUGCUAAAAGCCGUUCACGUCGAACUCACCUCACUUAAGGAAUUCAUCAAGGAAUAUCAUUACAGCUAUCAAUUGAGCCAUCAUCCAAAUAUCUUAAGCGCCUAUCAGGUGGCAUUUCAAGCGAGCGAUUAUUAUGUGUUUGCACAAGAAUUUUCACCAUAUGGCGAUUUGGCCAGUAAUUUAGGACCAGGCGGGUUGAACGAAUCAGCGGUCAAAAUCAUUGCCACGCAACUGAGCUCGGCGCUCGGUUUUAUGCAUUCGAAAAAUUUGGUGCAUCGCGACUUGAAAUUAGAAAACGUUUUAGUUUUCACACUUGAUUUUUCACGCAUCAAACUAUGCGAUUUUGGUGCAACCACAAGAUCCGGCAUUUUGGUCACACGCAUCAAACACACAUGGAAAAAUUUCCUGCCACCCGAAGUGGUGGAAGCGGUAAAAAAUGAGAAAUUCAUCUGCCGCACAUCGUACGAUUCAUGGCAAUUUGGCAUUUUGAUCUAUUCAUUGUUAACAGGCAAUCCACCGUGGCGAAAAGCCGAUUGGGUGAAUGACACACAGUAUGCCGCAUUUAAAAAGUACCAAGAGCGAAAGACUACGAAAAUACCCGAUAAUUUUAAGAAAUUUUCACCGCGUUUAUUGCGCGCAUUCCGUCGCAUCUUCGAGCACGAUCCCGAUGGUCGGGCGAAAGUGACCGAGGUCAUGAAAUACAUCAAAGACAAAUGGGUGGAUUCGAAAUUGGCCAGCUCCAAGUCGACCGGCAACAUUUUGGGCCAACAAGCGACCGACCAAGAUUCAAUUGUUGCAUACAAUAAGUAUCAAUACCAACGGGAGAAUCGUCAAUCGCUUGACGAAAGCAAAAUAAGACUAAGACGAUUGAUGUCGACCUAUGGACUAGAAACACCAGUCGAUCAAACGGCGGCCAAGAAACGUGUCUGGGAAUGGGUUCUAUCGUGCGAAGAAGGAUACGGUGAUGGACCCGAAAAUAUGUAAACAUUUCAUUUUGACAAAAAAAAAGAAGAAGCCGUUCUUACGAUUGAACAAAAACCGUUUCAUCCACUCUACAACCAAAUACAUUUAGCUCAACCAUUUGAAAAACCACCACCGUUCGAUUUGGAAGCAUCGAAGCGCGAGCGAAAAUCUAUAAGAGAGUUAAACGACAACGAAUAAUUUGUGCACAGUAUUUAAUAUUGUGUACUUUAUAUGUGCUUCUAGUUCAAGUGAAAGAGGAAGAGAGAGAGAGAGAGAGAGAGAAAAGAGCGAACAAAGCAAUAAAUCUAUUGAAAAAGAGUCUACCAAAGUUUAUACAUUUCUUUGAUACAUGAGUAUGGCUUCACGAUUAUAGCCAAAGAGAAAAGAUACAGUGAGCGGAAAAGAGAUAUCACUUAGAAACAGAAUACAAAAAAAUGCUAUGAAAUCGCGGAAAGCUUCAUCUUUUCCACCCAUUAAAAUGGAAUGAAACAAUCAAAAGCGAGAAACACGCGUGAAUAUGACCAAAAAAAAAAAAAAUGAAAAUGAGAUAACUGUUACCAAAUUAGCAACAUUUUGCCAUAUUUUUGUACUUUUAAUACUGACCUAAUGGAUGGCUGCUCCUCUCAUAAACCUGUCAAAUAUAACGUCAUCAACCACCGAUUUGCUUAAUGAGCUUAAAGUAAAUGUUGAACAUUUCUUCCAACCAAACCAGAUGAGAUGAGAGGAAUAUGGAAAAUUCAUUCUAUUUCUGACCAUAAAUUCUGUUUAUUCAUUCAACUGUAUGCAUUUAACCAAAGAAGAAAAAAUGAUUUGUGCCAAGUCAAUGCUUUUGAACAUCAAAAGAAACAUUACCGUACAAUUAUUACAUAUUUGGCACACAAACAACUAGAAGCUAGAACACCCUUUAGGAUACCAAAAACGUUUUGAAGAGAAAAAAAAAUCAAUUUACAUUUCAUAAGGAAAAUAUCUGAGAUAAAUGGUCCAAAACACUGCAACUCUGUAGUUUUACCCAACAAAACAAGAUACAUACAACAACAAAGAGAAGAGGAUUCAUGUGUUUCACAAACACAUUGAAUAGCAUACUAAUUAUUAUAUCAUGUAAUGGAUAUUUAUGGAAUAUCAUGUUCAAUAAACCCAAAAAUACGCAUAUCCUUUAUUAUAUUUAGAUGAAGUUGAUUUGGUUCAAACAAUUGAGAUGACUGCUUGUGUACUAAACCAGUCAGGCGCAAAAAUGCUAUUCGUGAGAUGGAAAGGAGAGUAUCUGGAUGUUAUUCUAUUGAUUCCGCCGACCACAAUAUUGCAAAUGGCAUUGGCCGCUCAUCUACAAUCUCCGAUUCGUUUGUUUCUUAAGUCUAUUUCACGCCAAGAGCCAGCGUCACAAAUUGUGACUCACACGAUCCUGCUCUCUUUUCGAUCUCAUUGAUAGACAAUAAUACUGGAAAAGAAGAACAAGAAAACCACACAUAAAAACAAUUCAAGAUUGAGAUUUAAUCUUAAGAAGAGGAGUUGAAACCAAAAAAUACAAUGAACGAUUUUUUAAUUAUUUUAUAGAUUUAUUUUGUGAUUAUAAAUGUAAAUAGAGACAAAUAUAAGAACGAGAAAACAUACACACACACACACCAGUCAGCCCAAAAGGAGAUGAGCGCUCGCGUGCAUAUUUAUUGUUGAAUUUCGGUUUUUUUUUUUCAUUUAAUGUAUUAAGUGUUUUGCCUGAAUUUGCCUAUUCAACGCGGUGUGCGGUUUGACUUUUUAAAUUUAUUAUUUUUUUUGUAACUUUUUUUCGUAAUUUUUUCAUGACGAAAUGAAAAAGGGGAAAAACAAAUGGAAUUAUCUAAUGUGUCACUUAUAAUAUUAUAUAUUAUAUGCUAGCAAAUAAACAACAUCCAAUUACCAACUCAUUUAACACGUAUGCUAAGAGACCAUAUAAUCUCAAUGCAUGUGGGAAAAUUAUAUGUGUAUAAAAUCAAUAUUUUUUGAAUAAAUAAAAUUUAGAAGAAAAAGAAAAUAAAUCAAUAACAUUUUAUGUGUA
This is a messenger RNA of Sitodiplosis mosellana (orange wheat blossom midge), 5090 nucleotides long. RefSeq names its product serine/threonine-protein kinase meng-po (gene meng). The record is from RefSeq and is a predicted model, not a curated record. Gene Ontology annotation, molecular function: ATP binding; protein serine/threonine kinase activity. Gene Ontology annotation, biological process: peptidyl-serine phosphorylation; peptidyl-threonine phosphorylation. Bases 1823 to 3082 code for a protein of 419 amino acids. The transcript is spliced from 4 exons. NCBI's taxonomy places the organism in Eukaryota, Metazoa, Arthropoda, Insecta, Diptera, Cecidomyiidae.